CUUCCACAAGGUCAUGGCCUAUGGGAGACGGAGAAAAUCAUGAUAGGAAAAAGUGAGACGAUGACAAGCAAAGAGAGAAAUCUGAGUGUUGUUAAGAGACUGACGGAAGGACCUACCAGGAGCUGUGAAGCACAGGUGCAAGUGAUCCAGGUGCCCUGUAGGUGGCGAGAGCAGUACACUGGUGGAAUUCAUCACCCAUCAGCUGAGGCUCACAUGUCAAAACAAGGCGGCCAAGACCAGAGUAGCGUGUGAUCUUGAUCACGACAGAACAAGCACAACUACCUCAGUGCAACUGACCUGGAAGCUUUUUAUUCUGAAGACCCCCUGGCAUCAUCACAGCGGCAUGGACGGUGCCACAACCCUUGACCUCCUCAUUAGAGACUCAAAAAACAAACAACUAAACAGCAAUAACAAAGAGGCCUCUGGACAAUCACCCUUGUCUCUUUUUGCAGUGCCUGGUGCAAAAAACAAAACCUCUAAUAUAGAAGAUACAAAAGAUUUAUAAAGCACUGACAACAGAAAGAGACCCUUUCCUAACACAGUCACCUUUCCUGCUCAUUUCUGUUAGCUCUAGUCCUUUUUUCUGAAAAGACAUUCCUUACACGAUCCAAGAAUAACAGCUUAGGAAUUGCUGUGUGGUAAUUUAUAUACUUGAACAAACUGAGCCUCCAAAGCUGCGCUUGACCUCUCAAACACACUAAUCAUGAAAAAAUCAGCCCUUAAAUUUAGAUUGAGGGAUUUGAAUUUUGCAAUACAACCCCUAGUCAAGGCAAUGUUUAAAGUUCUUUCUUUGUUCUUCAUUGAAGGAAGGUUUUCGCUUUACAAAACAACCAAUUCCAGUGGGUUUUUUAAAAAAAACAAAAACACAAAGAAAAUGAAUUAUUUGACCUCACAUAGUUGACAUGUUAGAGCCUCGAAGGAUGACUUGAACAUAUUUGCAGCAUAGCAUCAAAAUAACACAGAGGAAAGAGGUUAAAGAUAAAAAUAAACCGGCAUAAUCAUAGUGUAAACAAUAUUCAAAUAUAGCAUCAAACAGAAAAGAUGGUAUAGAUAGUAAAUAUGUUAAUGUAGGCAUACAGAGAGCAUACAUGAAAAAAAAAUCCCUGAAAUAUUUUACUUGUGCCAAUACUAGAGCUUUGCAGUAAUGACUAAUGAAUGGGAUAAAUACUCCAAGGGCUUGAGCACUGUUCAUCCUGCAAAGCCUAAUCACACCAUUAGGAAAUCACUAUUUUAAAGCUUUUCAUGCAUCCAAGCGGUAUCAGUGACCUUGAUACCGCUUGGAUACCACAGAGGUUAAAUACCUGGGAGUCCAUGCCAGUCAGUUUGAACUGAAGAAGCACCUUGGAUAAGAGGCGAAACGUCCUCAAGUAUCUACAACUAAGACGUCCACUUGCCCUCAAUUGAACCCUCUUUGGAUUUUCAUGCAUUACAUCAAAACAAACAAAGAAAAGGAUUUAGAUUACCACAGCGAUUAAGAAAGACUAAUGCCAUGUUUACGCUUUUCAAUUGAGGGAUUUGAAAUAUUCCAGGGAAAUAUUUGCUGUCUCUAAAUCAGAUUAAUAUGUUGUAACUUUGACCAGUCAUUAAUAUGGUAAACUGAUCUGAAGGAAUAUUAAACAAGCUCAAAAUCUUUCUGCUUUGUUGAACUUUUCCUCACAUAAACCUCUUGUCAAAAAUAUGGUGACUAUUUGAUUAUUAUGUGGAACAUUUGGCCGUCAGUGAUCUCAGGCACAAGAUAAGUAAUCAUAAUUUCACUGCAGCCAUUAAUUGGAAUUAAAGACAUUAAUACCACUGGGCAAUAUUACAGAGUUGGCUUUUUAAAGCCUUGAAAAUGUUGGAUGAGGGCCUGUAAUGAAGUCAGUUGUUAAAAAUUCCUAAUUAUUUCUGAAGAACUUUUAUUUGUUUAUAUAUGUUUCCUUAUAAAGAUGUAAAUGCGCAAAAAUGUACAAGCUUAACCUGAUAGCGUGUUUGAAUUUAAAUGGCCAAAUAUGAAUAUAUGGAGCUAUGGAAAACUACACCAAGUGCAAAUAACUAUUAAUUCAAAUAUGAAAUAUCUGACUAUUAAAAUGCAAUUGCAAUACAAACUGGCUAUUGGAUCUGAUCACUUGGUAAUUGUUCUUGUCAUUAUUCCAGGUUAAACUCCUGUUGCAUCAAUAUUUCACAGUUAUAAGGCUACUUAGUUAUUUCUGUUAUCAUUAUUAUUAUUAUUAUUCUGUCUAAUUAAUGGUGUUCAAAAGAUUAGGACAUAUAGUACAUUUUAUUUUGUAUUUUAAAAAUGCAAAAAGUAUUGCACAUAUAGACUAAACCGUGAUGUAGUAAAACUGUGUUAACAUGGUUCACUGUCAGAUUUAACUCUGGGUCAAGAUGAACUACAGUGGUCUGACUGUAUGUGUUCAUCAUGGACACAUCAGAUGCCGCAGGUGUUCCUGACAGUCUAUAGAGGCACUGGAAGAUGAAAAACAUCAAUAAUUUAUCCAAACAACUACACUCUAAGUCCAACAGUUUAUAUCAACCAUUUACUGUAAAUCAAUUGUCUCUCAUACACAUGUGUCAGUAAAGGUCAUGGAAACAGAAUGGUGACAUUUGACCGAGGUGAUGUUAGAGCUUCUUGCCCUUCAAUUUUUCAUUUGCACUUGGACUUGACACAAGUUGACCUUAUGCUAUAACUGUCUGCUGGAAAGAAGAACUCUUGGAUUACUGAUCGCCUGGAAAACAAAUUGUUGGAUAACUGAACCCAUGGAAAGCCCAUAACGGAAAACUCCUGUAAAACUGACCUGCUGGAAAAUGGCUUUUAAUGGGCCCCCUGUGGAGGAGCACUUGCUGGCUAGAGUCAGACGGUGGUUCAAUUACUAUGCAGGUGGCCCAUUUUGGCCUUUUAACCACAGUAUUGAAUGCCCUGAUACUGAAAGGCCUCCUGAAGAGGACGGGAUCAUCCGCAAUCUCCCAGUCCCCCAUGAUGACCAUGAGAGGAAUGAUGGUCAUCGGAGUAUCUCUGGAGAAGCAAGAGUGGAAGACUCAAACCACAAUGCUGAUGAAAAUAGCAGACCUCCCUCUCCUCCACACCAGCAGUUCCCACCACAGCACUUUGGGAUGAACUGGCAACAAUGGGGUCCUGCUGUUCCUGAUUUCCCUGGUCCCUAUCCUGUUCUUUAUGCUUAUCCUCAUCCUCAUGCGCAUCCGUUUGCUUUUCCUCAUGAUGCGCCUGCUUUUCUGCAUGCUGCCCUUGCUUUUCAUCAUGCUUAUCCUUUUGCUUUUCCUUUCCCUGAUCCUUACGAAUUUCUUCAUGCUGCUCCUGCUUUUCCUCAUGAUGCUCCCACUUUUCAUCCUGCUUUUCCUCAUGCUGCUCCUGCUUUUCCUCCUGCUUUUCAUCAUAUCGAUUCUCCCCCUAUUCACCAAGAAGAUCCAGAUGAUGUUUUUGAGGUGGCGAUUGCCUUGUACCUGGAAGAGCAUGAAGAAAACGAGGACCCUGAGAUCGAUGUUGUGGGUUUGGAUGAUGAGGAUGGGAUUCAGGUCCCUGAAGUUUGUGUUGAGAAUAUCGGAUCUCUCUCUGCAGAAAAUUGUUUUGACAAACUCAGUUUUUGUAGCUGUGAUAGCUCUCUGGAUGAGGCCCCUGUAUUUCCCUCAACCUCUGGACUCAGCUCCUCCACAAGAAGGAACGGAGAGGAGAAUGACUCAAAGGAGGCUACUGCAAAGAGGCUGAGGUGGUCUGAUGACAACAACACAGAUUAACUCUGCAACUCACCACAGGGCUGACAAACCUCUUGAAAAAACCAGAGCACGCAAACCAAGUCUGUAUUUAACAGAGAAUCACCUCUACCACCUGAAUCACCUCUACCACCUGUUACUGACUUAAUUUGGACAAACUAUAAUUGUCUAUCCAUAUAAUGUCAUUUAUUCAACAACUAAAACACUACUUGUCUUACUAACCAUUAUCUCUCUACUUUUAACUUACUACCACGCGGGCCCAGACUAGCCAUUGGGAGUACCGGGGCAAUUGCUGGUGGUCUUUUUUUCUGCUCUUGCUGUGUUGCUGACUCAAGCUAACAGCUGCCCUAAGCUGUCUGGGGCUGAUGGUUGCUAACAUAAAGUUUAGUUUGCUGCUGACUGAGCAGUUUGUCUUGAUGUGUUGGCGCCAGCGAUAUGUUGGUGAUUUCAACUUGUUUUUCCAUCACAAGCUCAGUGUGACACAUUUCCCAGUAUGAGCUAACGCUGUUUUCUCUGUUGUGAAAAUGGGAGUGCAGAGCAAAUUAUGUUUUGUUCUGCUAUUUUGCUAAUUGUAGCUCAUGGCAAUGUGAGUUAGCUUGCACUGUUGAGCUUAAACGACUAUUAGUAACUGUCUUCUUUUCAAAACAGUAACGUUAUGUGUGUGUGUGCACGUUAAAUGUUACCCUAUGCAAAACAUAUAUUCACAAUGUUCACAUAGAGUUUAGAGUUUAGUUUAUUGGUUUGAUUUUUGAUUUUCCAUGUUUAUGGUUAUAUGUGUUUAUUGCUGGAUUUAUGAAUACCAUAAACCAAUAUUACAUUUAAGUGUCUGUAAUCAUUAUAAUAUUUUAUUGAAGAACACCUAUUUCACCUAUUGCACAUUUGUGCAGUAUCUACAUGACACACCCAGUCAGGGGGAGUAUGUUGUGCAACAUACUUCCCCAUUUAUGACACCUGCACAGGGGUUGGAUUUUUGUAUAACUCAUCCGUUUAAAUGUUAUUAAGGCUUAAAAUUAUGCAUUAAUUAAGUAUAGGCAUCACGAUUUCAAUGUAUUUUCAGUUCAUGAGUUAACUGUAACAUUUUGGUCGCCUAAAGAAGUCUUGUUCAGCAUUUAGUUGUGCUAAAAGACCCUAUAAGGAGUCAGUUUUUCCAGUAAGUACAUUUUGUUUUAAUGGUUUUA
This is a messenger RNA of Thunnus maccoyii (southern bluefin tuna), 4883 nucleotides long. Its product is annotated as pollen-specific leucine-rich repeat extensin-like protein 1. Lineage: Eukaryota; Metazoa; Chordata; Actinopteri; Scombriformes; Scombridae. The record is from RefSeq and is a predicted model, not a curated record. The transcript has 3 exons. The coding region runs from base 2785 to 3729 and encodes 314 amino acids.